Molecule: messenger RNA, 390 nt
Organism: Rotaria sp. Silwood1
Lineage: Eukaryota; Metazoa; Rotifera; Eurotatoria; Philodinida; Philodinidae
Source: the annotation of a GenBank genome assembly
AUGAAUGAAAAUCAAUAUGAAAUAUUAAUUGAAUUUGAUUUAUCUACAUCAUUUACAAUUCAAUUAGAUGAUAAAAUAUCUACUGUACAAUAUUUACCACCAUUAUCUCUUAUAAUUAAUUAUCAUGAUGAAUAUCCAAGUGAUGAUCCACCAUCAUUUAUUCUCUCAUGUUUUUAUUUUUCUACAAUUGAUUUAGAAAACCUUUGUCAAAAAAUUGAUAAUUUUUCGUUUAUUCCAGGUGAAGUUUGUGUUUAUGAUUGGAUUGAAUUAAUAAAACAAGAAAUAACAAAUAAAUUUAUUAUUCGUACAAAUUUUGAAGAGCAACAAAAUGAUCCACGAGCAUUAAAUGGUUAUACAAUGGAAAAUGCUAAAAAAUUUUUCAAUAUUUAA